GAUUAUAACGGAAAGCUCCAGCAUCUGUGGCCUGUGGUUGUAAAAUAGCCUGUUUCUCUGUUCGAAGGCUCGUUGCAGCGAGGGCGAUUCAGAAGGUCGCGAUGGCGAACAAUGUCCAAAACAAGCAGGUGAUACUCAAGGACUUCGUCUCUGGCUUUCCCAGCGAGUCCGACAUGCUCUUCACCACUUCCUCUAUCAAAUUGAAGCUUCCAGAAGGUUCCAAUGGCGUCUUGGUGAAGAAUCUCUACCUUUCUUGCGACCCCUACAUGCGUGGCCGUAUGUCCAAACCAUUAAUUCGAUCUUACGUUGAUUCCUUCCAGCCUGGUUCGCCAAUAAGCGGAUUUGGAGUUUCAAAAGUUAUUGAUUCUGGGCAUCAAAACUUCAGAGAAGGUGAUUUAGUCUGGGGAAUAACUGGGUGGGAAGAAUAUAGUGUGAUCAGUUCACCAGAGUCUCUGUUUAAGAUACAGCACACAGAUCUGCCUCUUUCCUAUUAUACUGGCAUACUUGGUAUGCCUGGUGUGACUGCUUAUGCUGGAUUUUAUGAGAUUUGUGCCCCAAAGAAAGGGGAGACUGUAUUUGUAUCAGCUGCAUCUGGAGCUGUAGGUCAGCUUGUUGGGCAAUUCGCUAAGUUGAUGGGUUGUUAUGUUGUUGGAAGUGCAGGAAGCAAAGAAAAGGUUGACUUGCUCAAGAGCAAGUUUGGAUUUGAUGAUGCUUUCAACUACAAAGAAGAAACCAACUUGGAUACUGCUUUGAAAAGGCAUUUCCCAGAGGGUAUUGAUAUAUACUUUGAUAACGUUGGAGGGAAGAUGCUGGAUGCAGUGUUACUGAACAUGAAGAUCCAUGGCAGAAUCGCAGUUUGCGGAAUGAUUUCACAGUACAACCUUGAAGAGCCUGAAGGUGUACACAAUCUGAUGCAUCUUGUGAUCAAACGGAUUCGGAUGGUGGGUUUCGUGGUAUUUGAUCAUUACCAUCUUUACCCAAAGUUCUUGGAGAUGGUGAUUCCAUUGAUCAAAGAGGGCAAGAUUGUUUAUGUGGAAGACGUUGUUGAAGGCAUUGAGAAAGCCCCUUCAGCCCUGGUUGGUCUCUUCCGUGGCCGUAACGUUGGAAAACAAGUUGUGGUGGUCGAUCGUCAAUGAUAGGGGCUUGUGAUUGGAGGAAUAUCGCUAAUUUGGAACACGUUGUCUACAUAUUGCAAUUGAGCCUUGACCGGUUUGGUGGAUAUUUGUGAUGUCUUCAAAACGAGACAACUUAUGGCAUGGUGGAAGCAUUCAUGAUUCAUGAAUGAACAUAGUUUAUACAAUAUGUAAUAAUUGUUGUGAGAAUCAUGAAUAAUAGAAAGAUCACCUUCUACG
This is a messenger RNA of Prosopis cineraria, 1352 nucleotides long. RefSeq names its product 2-alkenal reductase (NADP(+)-dependent)-like. The coding region runs from base 102 to 1136 and encodes 344 amino acids. Lineage: Eukaryota; Viridiplantae; Streptophyta; Magnoliopsida; Fabales; Fabaceae. Gene Ontology annotation, molecular function: 2-alkenal reductase [NAD(P)H] activity. The transcript has 5 exons. The record is from RefSeq and is a predicted model, not a curated record.